CUCUUGUUGAGGAAGGUUGUGUGCGAAAAUAUAAUCUUAAAUCAGUUACUGUGGCAAUAGUGUUAUCUAGCGAAGUUAAACUUUAACCGAUAGAAUACGGCAGUAGCAGCAUCUAAAAUCUAUCUGGGAUACAGUUUAGAUAAAGGUUUCGGUCCUAUCUAAAAGGGGGACUGAAGUUCUUCUCCUGUGCCCCCAGCCUAAGCUGGGAUAGAGAAAAUUAUCCUGUAUCAUCCCAUCACUCUGACAGCUAUGCAAGAAGACUUCCUCUUUGACUGGGGUAAUGGUGAUGGUCUGAUGAUGGAGAGCAGCUUUUCUGGUGGAGUUCCCAUACCUCGACAUCAGCAGUCUCAACUUAUGGACUCCCACAUGCACUCAAAUGGGAAUCUCCUGAGCCGUGCUCUGCAUUCCAAUUCCGGCAUAGCUACUUCAGGAAGCAGCGAUCAGUUUGUUGGGAGUGGAGAUGCUGCAGGCUCUCCUUAUCACCAGAAUUGCAUUUCUCCCCUUCACUACCAGCAAAGUCCUUCUCCUGGAUCUGGAAUGAUUUCUCAGCAAAACCAAAACAGUAUGGGAUUCAGACCUCACAAUGAUUUUAUAUCCUAUCAAGAUAACUACAGCAAUGUAGGCCUGAGCCCACUUCCUCCCAACUCACCUUCCCCUCACAUGUGGCAAACUCAGAGCAUGGACUUGGACGGUGAUGUUUUUAAUAUCAAGCUAGAACCUCUCGAAAUGCUGGGAUGUGAUACAGACUUGCUACAAUUCGACAACACAGAUUCAAAUUUUGCGCCUGACGAUUUUGACUUGCUAAGUCCAAGCCAUGAACAUGUGGUUUAUCAGAACAGCCAUCGUAUUGACGAAAUAAUAUCAAGUGGUUCAGGUAAUGAUCCAACAUGCCUAGAUCCCCAACAUAGUUCCCCUGCAGCCAUGGCUGCUGUACGACCCUCUGAAGUGAUGAACGUAGGUCAUCACUCUAUCAGUCACUCGGCAGGGAGUGGCAACAGUGUAUCCUCUCUAUCUGGCCUUGCUAUCCACUCUGACUUGCAGCCUGCUAUGAACUACCAAAACAAUCAAGAUGAUCAUAUUAUGGACAACCAACAGUCUUCUGAAAUGCAACAUCAGCCAUCGAGUUCUCAGCAGCAGGUGUUGCACUCUCAGUCCUUCACUGACAGCAGCUUUUUACAUUCCCAGUUAAACAGCUGUGGUGGUAUUUAUUCUGGACUCGUAUCUGGAGGCUCCGUUAAAAUUGAACCAAUAACUGACGUUUCUGAUUCUUUUGUAGUUUCCUCUUUCCCUCCUCCCAAUUCAGCUUGGCGAGACACCUUUCAGAGCAACUCUUCGUCCAAUGUGAAAUUUCAGAAUAAUACUUCUCCAAGCCUAAUUUCAAGCCAAUCUCUUAUGUUAAACAGUAAUUCUUCACCAGAACCUUCUAUAGUGCGUGAUCAAGGCAUGCACGAGACACUGGAGCAGCUCCUAAGUCGCGGCAAUAAACCAAUUGUCAGCCAGUCUAUUCCCACUACUGUCUUACAACAACAGCACCAGUUUCAACAUGUUCAACGACCUCAAGCCUCAUCGCUCCAGCAAAGUCACUUGUUGCAAAACCAGCAGCAAGCACAAUUACACAAACUGCAACAAACUACUCAAUUCAUUAAAACGGAGGACCAGACAAAUCAGCCGUCAAAAUAUCGCGAGCAUCAUUCAUUGCACCUUCCACGACACGUUCAUCAUCAAAAAGCGCUUUCACCUACUCAACUGUUGGUAAAUCAACAGAAACAACAAAUCCCGCAUGACAUUUCCCCUCGGCAGCAAAUUCCAUCUCAGAGAGACAUAUAUGCUUUAUCAUUUCCUUGCACACCAAACAACACGCCUGUUCAGUCCGGAUCUCAUAUGCAUUCUACUUUGAAAGAAAUGCUUCAGUCGCCAACUCCCAUCGCUUCUCCUAUUUCGCCUCAAAGUGCUUCCUCUCCGGUCUCUUCAUCUUCACCUCUCCCUGUGUGUUCGCCGGGAACUGCAAAUUCUCCUUUAUUGGCUCAUUCUCCAUUCAACUGCGCUUCUUCUCCUUCCAGUCAAAUCACUGGUUUUGACGACCAGCAGUCUUUUGUUCCUGUAGGCCAGAGUGUCCCAACAAAUAAUGGUCUAGCGUCGCAGUUUACUACAAGUGCACAUCAUGGAUCUCGAAUACAUCUCCAGAACUCUCAGCUUGCCACUAAUACGCAAUUGUCAUCCUCUGCCCCUGCGCCUAACAUGCUGGAGCAGAUCUGGGGACGACGCGAGCCAAGAAAACAUCUUUUGUCAACGAGUUCUUUGGCUGAGGAGCCGUUCGGUGGAUCGUCAUCAUCUUUGGGUUUGGCCUCGCCCGCUCCUGAGCUGAGCAUUGAUGAGAGCUUCUUGGAUUCGGAUGAUGAAUCCGAAGUGAACUACGAUUCAGACUCUGACUACGAGUCAUCAAUGAUGCAAGACACAAGCCUGCUUGGAACUUCUGUUGGUUCAAACAGUGGCGCCCGCAGCAAAGAACGCCACUUUUGGCAGUACAACGUGCAAGCUAAAGGACCUAAGGGCCAACGCGUUAGUCUGGAGCCCCACCUGACUGAUCCUCAUCAGCUGGUCACCAUCGCUGACCCUGUCUUCUCUCAUGCUGUGGGCUCCAUUCAAGGCAUUAAACAUAGUGGGAAAGCUCGUCGAGGUGAUGGCAAUGAUCUUAGUCCAAAUCCAGUCAAGUUGGUCAACAUCGGAAAACAACUUGGCGCUUUGAAUAAGAUGAUCAUGGACAUGACCCCAGUUUCGGAGCAGCCUUUCCACAUCCGACCGAAGUCGCGGAAAGAGAAAAACAAACUUGCAUCAAGGGCUUGUCGUCUGAAGAAAAAAGCUCAGCAUGAAGCUAACAAGAUUAAACUGUACGGGCUUGGAGAAGAACACAAACUUCUUUUGAUACAAGUGCGCCAGUGCCGUGCUAUACUUGCCAAGAAAUACUUGCUUCGCAAAGAAGUCUCCAGUGACGUGGAAAACGCUGUCAAAAUUCAGUUGCAGCUCACCGAGCAAUUAAACGCUUUGUCUUCCAAUAAACCAUUCCAAAUCGCGGGUCAGACGACUGAUUUCGUAAACAACGUCAUCGACAAAUGUCGCCGUGGUCGCACCAGUGGCGGCCUCGACGAGCUCGCUCAGAGUCUUGAUGGCCUCUGCACCUCUGCAGGCUCAGGGCCUGACGGCGCAGGUGCGGAAGGCUACGGUCUCGGGACUGUCACCGACUACAUGGCAGAGUUCAAUUAAGUAUCGUCUGCGAAAUGGUUUAUUAAGGGCAAUCUAAUGGCAAGCAGAAGCGCCUUCACAGCGAUUUGCUUUUCAGAAUGUGCUCGUCGAAACGAUACAAUUUCUGCACGAUUGGAAACAACGAUUUGCUUCAGUGACCUUGGAGGUACAUUUUAUUAAUGAUACGUUUCCUAUGCAAGUUGGAAACUUCCGAUCGUAAGCACAUGCUAAGGUCAAUUAGUUAUAAAUUGGAAGCUUUUUUUUUUCUUUGUAACGUGUUGAAUCGUUAUUUAUUAAAGCGUGUGCCAAAAAGCCGGUUUUGUGGUUACAAGAUUGUUCCCUCAGUUCUAAACUAUUUCUGGAUUCACUUUCUGCAUUUGGUAGAACAUGUUGUUGAUUUCCUCUAAUUUCAUAGUUUAUCAAUGGUAGAUGAAUAGAUGGAGGGCUGGUUCUUUAUUAUAAGUUAAUUUCGUGGUGUUUAAGGCCUACCUGGGUGCUAAUAAAGAGUAUUCCUCUUUAUAUGAAAUCUGCCAUUCCAUUCAUUAUUUGAAGGAAUUACUUCUAAGCGUCUGGAAACGACUGUAUAUAGGCAUCACAAGAAUGUUGAUUGUUCUCACAUCUCGUUAACUGUCAUUCAAUAGUAGUUGUUAAUUCUAUACCGGCUUCUUGAUGUUACCGUUUUAUAUCCUCUCAUCUGUCUUGGAUGUGUAUACGGUUUUUACGUAUCAACCUCAUAGAUCUUUGUGCGGCUGAUUAUAACUUAUUUAAUCAUGACUUUCUUCCUCUAGCCCGUGCAUGUUCUUCCUCGAUUAUAUAUCUUUCAAUUUUAAUGAUCGACCCUCUCUAUACUGCAGUUUCUAUAGCAUAUUUUUUAAGUUUACUCUUCCUAUCAAGUUUCUUGGUUUGAGUUUUCUACCUACUACGUAUAACUGUAAAUGCUGUUAAGUGUAAUCAUGAGAUGAUGUACGUUUUUGUGAUCAUUAGUCUUACAAAUAUGAUAGCUGGAGCUAAUCGUGUUACUUUAAUUUGGUAUUUUCGUCUUAUUUAUUAAUUGCCUAACUCCUCGUCGUAAAUGAGUAAGUCUACCAGGUCAUAAGCAACAUAUCUGAUCAUUCAAUAAUUAUAAAUUUAUUAGUUCUCCAAUCUUGAGAUCGUUCAAGCAUCCCAACUUAAUAACGCUUUGGUGGCAUAAAAUAUUAAUUUUUUGUCAAUGAUAACUAGUCAUUUGAAUAAUCAAUCAUUCAAAGGACGGUCAAGUGCUGGAAAUAAGUAAGUAUCUCCUAAAAUGUGAUGAUCAAGUUCAUGUGUCUGCAGAUAGUCAUGUUGUAAAAAACGUCUGCUGCGCGGAUGUUUUUUUUUUUUAGAUUGAAAGCUAUUAAAACUUUUUCAUUUCAACGACUGCAUUACUUUCUAAGUCAAGAUAAAUUUUACACACAAUGGUAACACGAUUGGAAUUUGGUUCUAGCCUACAGCUCUGGUCUCAUGGCGCCUGUGCUGUCGAUUCGUAAGGAAAUAAACUCACUAACACGUGCGUUGAAUUUCUGUAGUCAGCAUUGCGCCAAGAAACGAUAAAAAUGUGCAGCAAUUUAUAUGGCAUGAAAUAGUUUAAGUUAAAUUUAAAUCGUAGAAUUAUAAGAUGUUCCGCCAAUUUAUGUGCUCGGGUACGUUAGUCUUGAAAUUUCUUUGGCUUAGCUUAGAGGUUUGGCAGUCAUACUUGCCAUUUUUUUUACAUUUCCUAUUGCUCUAGUAAAUCCUGACAUCGGAUGAAUUUGAAGCGAGACUGUAAUGCUCUCUGAAUGAUCCACUGCCCGAAACUUGUUUUGUGUUAUCAUAAAUUUUUAGUCCUCCAACAGUUUCAUAUACAGAAAUCGGUUCAUGUAGUGUCAUGAAGACAUGUAAAAGUUAACUUCGACAUUUUUGAUAGAUUCGUUAAGGUUUCUACAUGCAGAUCAUUCUGACUCUUCAGAUUUACUUUUACGUCCGAGUUUACUUUUAGUCUGCUAAACACAUGCACACAAUUCUUGAACUUCGUGUUUUUCUUUGGUAUUGUUCAUUUACCGAUAAUAAUAGCGAGGCAGAAUUAUUCUAAGUAGCCGACUGUGAAGGAAUGCCACCGUUUUGCUCAAUUUAUAGAAUUAAUGGAGGAAUAGUUGACUUGAACUGCCUUAAAAUUGGUAUUGAAGGUAUACGUAUAAGAAAAUUUGUUGCUUGGUAGAUUAGUUGAAAAAAAUAUUUUGUAUUGCCGGUACAAGCUCUCCAACGAGUAAAUUGAAAUUUCAACCCACUACUUAUGAAACAUAAAGCGUCUAAAAAUGUAUUAGUUUCAUAAGCAGGCAGAAGUUGCACGUCCCAGAAACAGUAUGAAUAGUUCGUUGCUGAAAUGACCAGAGUUUUUUUUUU
Molecule: messenger RNA, 5640 nt
Organism: Hyalella azteca
Lineage: Eukaryota; Metazoa; Arthropoda; Malacostraca; Amphipoda; Hyalellidae
Product: protein CREBRF homolog
Exons: 9
Coding region: 250-3261 (1003 amino acids)
Biological process (GO): response to unfolded protein; regulation of transcription by RNA polymerase II
Cellular component (GO): nucleus
Molecular function (GO): DNA-binding transcription factor activity, RNA polymerase II-specific; RNA polymerase II transcription regulatory region sequence-specific DNA binding
Source: RefSeq, a predicted model, not a curated record